AUGGGAAAGAAAUGGGAUACAAGUGAAUAUGAGCGAAUAGCACGUGAACGUAUUGAACAAUUGCGAAAGAAACAGAAUGAAGACAGUGAUGAUGAUGACGAUGAUGAUGAAUUAGAUGAAAAGCCAAUUAAACGCACUCUUUUACAAGCAAGAGAUUAUAAGGUUGAUCUUGAUUCAAGGUUAGGAAAAUCAGUGAUUGUUACUAAAGCGACACCGGCAUCUGACGCAGGAGGUUUAGAUCAACGGAAUAUGGGAAUGUCCAUGAAAGUUGAACGAAGUUCAGUUGAUCAAGUGCGAGAACGUAUCAAAUUAAAUAAACAAAAACAAAGUGAACAAGAAAAAGAAUAUGAUUUUGAAGAAAGAAUGAAAGAACUUAAAGAAGAAGAAGAAAAACUUAAAGCCCAUCGUCGUGAAAAACGAAAAGAAUCAAAAAAACGAAAAUUUGACGAUGCUCAUGGCGAUGAUGACGAUGAAUCAGAUUUAGCUACUGUUAUGGGAUUUUCAGGAUUUGGGGGAAUCAAAAAAUGA
Messenger RNA from Didymodactylos carnosus, 528 nucleotides. The record is from the annotation of a GenBank genome assembly. Lineage: Eukaryota; Metazoa; Rotifera; Eurotatoria; Philodinida; Philodinidae.